This is a messenger RNA of Microplitis mediator, 1741 nucleotides long. It is a transcript of the gene Usp30, whose product is annotated as ubiquitin carboxyl-terminal hydrolase 30 homolog. Gene Ontology annotation, biological process: protein deubiquitination. The record is from RefSeq and is a predicted model, not a curated record. Gene Ontology annotation, cellular component: nucleus; cytosol. The transcript is spliced from 5 exons. Bases 319 to 1734 code for a protein of 471 amino acids. Gene Ontology annotation, molecular function: cysteine-type endopeptidase activity; cysteine-type deubiquitinase activity. Lineage: Eukaryota; Metazoa; Arthropoda; Insecta; Hymenoptera; Braconidae.
AAAACAAAACGCUCACUUCAAAUCGUUGGUAUUUACGUAGAAAAAAAAUGAUAACAAAUUAAUGAUUUUACUUGUAAAUUUAAUUUAUUAAUUUAUUAAUUAAUUACUGUCAAUAACAAGUACUAAUUACUAUCGAUAAUUAUUUUUAAAAGUAUUUAAAAGACACCACAAGUUUUAAUGGUGACAAAAUGUUUUGGUGAAUAAAAAACUGAUAAUUUUGUAGGUGAAUUUUAAAGGAAAAAUUGUAGUAAUUACUGUUGUAAUUGAAGCUAAUGAUUGCUUAGUAAUUAAUUUUCUGAUUAAUUAAUUAAUUAAUUAAUGAUGGAUGUUGAGAGACUGGCGAUUGUGGCUGGUGUAGGUUUCGCACUGGCAGUUGGUGCUUUUGUUUUGUGGGGUCCGACUCCAAGACCCAGAAAACGAGGAAAAGUUUCUGGUAUUUCAAAUUUAGGGUACACGUGUUUUUUGAAUUCUUUAUUGCAAGCUCUGGCCGCUUGCUCGACUUUCACAGCCUGGCUCAAUGAACAAGGGAAGAAAAAGAAGUCUAGUAGUUUUAUUAGUAAUUUAAUUUCAGUUAUUGACAGAAUCAACGGAUACUCUGAAGACUUUUACGACGAUGUUGCUCCAAUAGAAGUCAUAACAUCCCUUGGACCUCUUUGGAAUUUCGAUCCAGGUCACCAGGACGCCCAUGAAUUGUUUCAUGUUAUUCUCAGCGCGUUGCAAAAUGAAAUUCAAACUCCCAACCGAAAGGGCUGUCUUUCCGACGCACUUCCUGGUCCAGAAGUUGCUCCGGACGUAAAAGGAUCAGGUGAUUCAGUGGCGCUGCGUAGUGUCUCUUGCAAUGACAUCGCCCAAGUCCAAGCGCAUUCCCAUACCAUAGAUCGUCUUGACAAGAAUUCAAACCAUCCUUUGACUCUAUCAACCCGAUCGAUACCACACUUCUCAUUGUUCAAUAAACCAGGUGUGAUACUCGCUCGUUCAUCAGAAAUAUUGAGUCGAGCACUGGGUGAUUCAAUGGAUAUACAGAGUCCAUCUAAAAACUGGAACUCCCUCUGUGUUAUUCCUCAAACAAGCAGCUGUGUUUUGUCACACGAAACCCAUCCAUUUUCUGGACUACUGACAAGUCAAUUGAAGUGUACUAAUUGCCACUGGAAAUCGGCAGUACGUUACGAUAAAUUGGAAACUAUUUCUCUACCGUUACCACCAGCCAGUGAAGCUCUCACAUGGAGACGACAUACACUUGCUGAAUUAUUUUCACGGCUUGUCACCAGUGAAGUAAUACACAAUGUCGAGUGUAAUGGAUGUACGUCACGUUGCGCAGCCAUUAAAACACUUACAUUAGGCAAAUUACCUCGAUGUUUGUGUCUUCACAUUCCUCGGACAACAUGGAGUAAUUCAGGGAUUCCUAUUAAACGAGAUGACCCAGUGAUAUUUCCGGAAAUUUUUGUACUUGAUCCUUUUACAUUUACUGAGUCCAACAAACGUAGUAGUCAGGCUACAUUACCAAUGAUGUUAAUUAAUAAUAACAAUAGCAAUCAAGGGAAGCAUCGUUACAAACUUCAAGCUGUUGUAGAACAUCGAGGACCUGUUGAUGCCGGGCAUUUUGUAUGUUACCGACGAGGUAACCGUCCAGGACAAUGGCUCUAUACAUCGGAUACUAUUGUUGAAAACACAUCAUUAACAGAUGUACUUUGUGCAAGUCCUUAUCUCUUAUUUUAUGAGCGCAUCGCUGGAUAAUGAUGAU